GAUGUCGCUUGAUGUUGACAGAUUGUUCACCAGGACUUGGCAGCAAGAAAUAUUCUGGUUGGUCGAUUUCCACAGGAGUGCAAGAUUGCAGAGUUCAGUCUGGCAGUUGAUCUGUCCAAUACAGGAGCUGAGAAGUGUAAGAGAGCAAGAGGGAACCCUGGCAUCCCGUUCCGCUGGUACCCACCGGAAUUCUUUACUGAAGGGAUUUACUCCCUGCACGGGGAUGUCUGGGCUUUCGGCAUCCUGCUCUGGGAGUUGGAGACUUUGGGUAGUUCCCCGUACCCAGAGUUUGAGACUGCUGAGCAGGUGGUGCUGAACGUUUGCUCUGGAUAUAAAAUGAAGAAGCCCUCACAGUGUCGAGAUGAGAUUUAUGAGUUGAUGGAUUUUUGUUGGACAGAGAGACAUGACGAGCGGCCAACGUUCAAUGACAUCAUGAAGUACCUGGAGGAUUUGGUCGAGAAUGAUGCAGAUUACAUUCAGGUGGAAGACUGUAUUGAGGAAUGUCAGGUGGUUAACUCCAUUCCCUGGGCCCUGCCUCAUUCUGCCUGUCCAAAACACCUAUGUUCGGGGCUGGCUUGACUCAGUAUGAAACAGUGCUGCAUGCGUUUGGGGGAAAAGAUUGACAAAUGGGCUAAUCAUUAAAUUCUUGAUGCCUCAG
Molecule: messenger RNA, 658 nt
Organism: Rhincodon typus (whale shark)
Lineage: Eukaryota; Metazoa; Chordata; Chondrichthyes; Orectolobiformes; Rhincodontidae
Product: tyrosine kinase receptor Cad96Ca-like
Exons: 5
Coding region: 337-579 (80 amino acids)
Biological process (GO): protein phosphorylation
Molecular function (GO): protein kinase activity
Source: RefSeq, a predicted model, not a curated record